AUGUCCACCACGCACAUCGACCUCUCCAGCCUGGAAGCCGAUCCCCGCCUCUUCCUCUACACCUCCCUGACCGCCGGCAGCAGCCACAUCAUCACCGCCACUUCCCGCCUCGAAACGAUCCUCAAAGCCAACAAGAUCCCCUUCCAAGCCAUCGACACGGCGACGGAUGAGAAAGCGCGACGGUUGUGGCAGAGGCGGGCGAGUGGGAAGAAGUUGCCGGGGUUGGUGAAGGAGGGGUUCGUUGUUGGUGAUCUAGAGGAUAUCGAAGAAUGGAACGAAUUCGGGGAACUGAAGGAGAAGGUCGGACCCGUGCCUGCCAAUAAUGCUGCACCGCCGGGUGGACAGGUGGGAGUCAACAUCGCACCUCCUCUACCCAUCAAUCCCACCGCUACGGCCGGGACCGCGAAGCUCAGUCAGCCGCCGUCACCCACCGGCGUGAAGAAAUCCCCUGCUCCAGUGCUAGACGAUAGCAAACAACGACCUAUACCUAUACCCCUCCCAGCCGCAGCAGAGAUGGCGGCACGAAACAGCAAGACCGUUCCUACAUCUACUCCUGCCUCUGAACCCGCAGCGAAAGAUGGAGUGAUGAAAUCGCAGCAAGGACAUAGGAAUAUCGAGCACCUCUCCGCCCCGGCUUCGAGGUUGCAUUCAGGGACUGCUACCCCUGCUGAGGCGGAGGGUGAGAGGGAGGAAGAGGAGGAGGUGAAAGGGGCCAAGACCGGGGCCGAGACCGGGGCCGAGACUACAACCGCGACGAGUGAGUCAAAAGACAGCAAGGUCACGGUCAAGCCCGUGGAGGAAGAGACGAAGGAGAUGACCAGUAAGAGCGUCGAGCCCGUUCAGAGUCACGAGGCGGAAAAGACGCAGCAGCAGAGUGCCAAGGACGGGGAGGAAGCGACUAAGAGCGUGGAAGACUGA
Molecule: messenger RNA, 918 nt
Organism: Recurvomyces mirabilis
Lineage: Eukaryota; Fungi; Ascomycota; Dothideomycetes; Mycosphaerellales; Teratosphaeriaceae
Exons: 2
Coding region: 1-918 (305 amino acids)
Cellular component (GO): cytoplasm
Source: RefSeq, a predicted model, not a curated record